This is a messenger RNA of Macrosiphum euphorbiae (potato aphid), 588 nucleotides long. Lineage: Eukaryota; Metazoa; Arthropoda; Insecta; Hemiptera; Aphididae. The record is from the annotation of a GenBank genome assembly.
AUGUCACUCUCCACGUGCGGUCUAGCCGUUUUCGGGUGCGUCGCGGUAUUAGUAUUACAGGCCGCCGUCGAUUCGACUGACGCUUUACCGACCACAGAUCUAUCGCUGCAGUCAUCCACACCUCUGUCGCUGUCAUCGCGAGACGUCGAAGACGAAGUACAAGGCACGAGUGCCCUGACCACUACGUCAACCGAUGUAGUGGUUGGUGAUUAUGCGCUCAAGGAUUUGGCUUUGGUGGACAGUGAAAAAGGCCACGUUAAGCCUAUCAAAAAAAAGAAACCUUUGGGCAAACACAAGAAGAAAAAGAAUUCGUUCAAAGAUAAAUUCUUGCCUCUGCUUUUAAUACCAUUUGUUAUUCAAACAAUGCUCAUACCGUUUUUCAUAAUGAAACUGAAAUUGUUAGCUUUGAAAGCAAUGGCAGUGGGCAAGUUCGCAAUUCUGUUGAUCGUUUUUAAUAUGAUGCGUAAUUGGUCACAAAAUGCACACAGUACUUCGAUUCGUGGUUCAACUGGGGAUUCAAUGCUCAUGGCUCAAAAUUACGGUUUCAACGGUGUUCCGGAAUUCGGAGCAAUAUUUAAUGGCCGUUAG